Funneliformis caledonium is the source of this 839-nucleotide messenger RNA. Lineage: Eukaryota; Fungi; Glomeromycota; Glomeromycetes; Glomerales; Glomeraceae. The record is from the annotation of a GenBank genome assembly.
CAGUUAAAACAUAUGCAAAACAACAAGGCUUUCAAGUUCGUUUAGGAAAAAUUGAGAAGAAUGCUAUAGGUCAAAUAUGUAAAAGAACAAUAGUUUGUAAUAGAGAAGAUUUUCCUGACAAAAAUUUAAAUGAACACAACCAUUCUAUAGUUUCUGGAAUUUUUUGCAAAUUUAUGUCUGAAGAAAGGACAAUUCCAAUUGAAGUUCAAGAAAGAAUUUUACUUCUUCGUCGUGCUGGUUGUAAUGUUCCUACAAUUCGAGCAAUACUGAAAGAAGAAUUUUCAGAUAUUGUAACUUGGAUUUAUGAUGAUUUAUAUAAUUUUAUUUACCAAAAAGAAGGAAUAAGACAAGAAUUUGAUUCAAAUGACUUUGUAAAGAAAUUGGAACAUCUCAAAUCCCAAGACAAUGAAUUUUAUUAUGAAGUUUUAAUAGAUCUUGAAACAAAUGAAUUUAGGCAAGCAAUUUGGAUGUUUCCUGAACAGAGAAUGAACUAUUACCACUUUUAUGAUAUAGUUAUUUUUGACAAUACUUACAAAACCAAUAGGUUUGAAAUGCCAUUUGGCAUUUUUACUGGGGUUAAUAAUUAUGGCCAAAGUAUGUAUUUUGUCAGAGUAAUUAUGAGUGAUAAAACUGCAGAAAGUUUCAUUUGGACUUUUACUAACUUUCUAAAAAUGGUUAAUAAUACUUCACCAAAAGUAUUUCUAACUGAUGAAGAUCAAGCUAUUAUUAAAGUAGUAGAUCUUAUUUUUCAGCCGCAUAGAACAAAACAUGCUUUAUGUUUAUGGCAUCUCAUGAAAAAUGUGGUUAAAAACUUAAACGGUAUUUUAGGAUUUAAAUAG